Molecule: messenger RNA, 1110 nt
Organism: Castor canadensis (American beaver)
Lineage: Eukaryota; Metazoa; Chordata; Mammalia; Rodentia; Castoridae
Gene: Hexim2
Product: HEXIM P-TEFb complex subunit 2
Biological process (GO): negative regulation of cyclin-dependent protein serine/threonine kinase activity; negative regulation of transcription by RNA polymerase II
Cellular component (GO): nucleoplasm; nucleus; cytoplasm
Molecular function (GO): cyclin-dependent protein serine/threonine kinase inhibitor activity; 7SK snRNA binding
Source: RefSeq, a predicted model, not a curated record
UGGGAAUUGUACAGUCGGUCGCACAGAAAGACACACAGAGACACAGAGGUAGUGGUGUGCAUACCCCUUGACAGCAAAUAGGUGUCACUAGUUAAAGGCAUCUGUGGAAAGAUUGGGAGAAGAUGGCCACUCUGAACAAGACCAACUAUAAUAAAGAGUCACUAGCAGCCCUGGAGGAGGCCAAGAACUCUGGUACUCUGGGGAGCCCCCAAACACCCCCUGAGCCUCAUGACUGUGGCAGUACCUUGCCUCUGAUACCUCAAAAGGAGAGCCACUCAGACAGUGAAGAUCUUGCCCCAGCUGGCAGUGACCAGGGCUGCAACAGAGUGGGUGCCCGGGUCCAGAGUGCAGAGGGCUGCUCAGGUGAGGCUGUGCUAGGCCGGAAGAAACACCGUAGGCGGCCAUCAAAGCGUAAGCGGCACUGGCGUCCCUAUUUGGAGCUGAGCUGGGCAGAGAAGCAGCUGCGGGAUGAGAGGCAGAGCCAGAGGGCCUCCCGGGUUCGAGAGGAGAUGUUUGCCAAAGGCCAGCCUGUGGCACCUUACAACACCACCCAGUUCCUAAUGAAUGACCGAGACCCUGAGGAGCCCAACCUCAAUAUACCUCAUGGCAUGUCCUACCCAGACUCCAGUGGGGAGAGUGAGGGAGGGGACAGUGACCGGCAGGGCCAAGACCAUGGGGAGUUCCAACAGAGGGACUUCUCUGAGGCCUAUGAGCGCUACCACACUGAGAGUCUGCAGGGCCGCAGCAAGCAAGAGCUGGUUCGAGACUACUUGGAUCUGGAGAGGCGUCUUUCACAGGCGGAGGAGGAGACUCGGAGGCUGCAGCAGCUUCAGGGGCCUACACGCCAGCAGCCCUGUCACCAGGUGGAAGAGCUGAUUGCCGAGGUAGAGAGGCUUCGAACUGAGAACCAGCGGCUUCGGCAGGAGAACGAGAUGUGGAACCGAGAAGGCAGCCGCUGUGUUGGGGAGCCUGGCACCUAGGGGGGCUCCCAGUUGGGAGGACCCAAGGACUAGGCCUCAUUUCAUAUCCAUUCAGGCCAUCUGGGUUCUCAAGGAGGCAGGUGGCAGAUGAAAAUCACUCUCAGUUCCCUGAGAACAGCUGAGACAGGUC